Messenger RNA from Penicillium cosmopolitanum, 1569 nucleotides. RefSeq lists its product as uncharacterized. Lineage: Eukaryota; Fungi; Ascomycota; Eurotiomycetes; Eurotiales; Aspergillaceae. The transcript has 3 exons. The coding region runs from base 1 to 1569 and encodes 522 amino acids. The record is from RefSeq and is a predicted model, not a curated record.
AUGUCGCACCGUGUCAACUUGGGUCAGGCUUGCUUCCAGACAACUGACUCCCCUUUGAAGCUUCAACUCACAGCAACGGCUCACUUCAAAUUACCAAUCAAUUCUUCAAACCAGAUUCCACAGAUCCAUGAUAUUCAAUUGCUUUAUCUUCUCUCCUUCUGGGUUACAGAAGCACCCGAACUCGAACUCCGACUUCACUUCGACGUCAAUCCACGCCUGGCGUGGACUCUCUCAAGCCUGGUCUCAACCUUGGGCGAAAAGAUGUGCAAUUCAAAGGUUUGGUCAGAUCUUGGCUCCACAAUCGUCUUCAAAAGCUGCGAACCCUCGGAGACCAAUGGCUCUCGUAUAAGCUGUCUGAUAUUUGGACUUUGCAGAGGAACGCACUCGCAGAACCAAAUCAUCAGUCGGAGGGUCCCAUCAAUUUUGAGAAACCCUCCCGGGGCUCACCCGCCAACCAGCCAUCCCGUGAUAUAUCUAGCGGCAAUUGACAUAUAUCUGGAGUAUAGCUUGCCACUGGCAGCGCAUCCGGAAAUAAAAAUGGAGGUGGAUGAGAUUGCCCCCUCAGGUGACUUUUUGCAGAUUUUGGAACCGGAUCCUGCACUCUACUCCAUGCCAUCAGAGAUAUAUAUUCCAGACGACAGACUCGGAGAUUCGGAAGACGCUGAGAUCCAAUUUGAACUUGAAGUGCCAGGCUAUUGGCAAUUCACGGACUUGAAUCUUCUCAACCCUAACUUGAACCAGCAUCCUAUUCCACAAGAAAACGACGGCUCUACAGAUAACUCGGACCUUUCAGCGACAUACCAGCUACUCGACAAAUCUCUCCGGAGAUUGGUGUUAGCAGGCCCAUUAAGAGCCCAUCCAACAGAAUCCACUCAAUCAGACUCGCUGGAAAGGAUGUCGGAUUUAGCGCCGGCCAUAUUCAACCCAGUCUACCGUCAGGCCAUGGAGCAGCGAGCAGUGUCCAUACCAAUAAUAUCAAAAGCGAUAACCUCGAUGGUGGAGGGCAGUCAGAAUGCAGAAUUGAAGCGCAUGGCCGAGAUUCUUCUACAGAGCGUCGAUAAUUCGAUCCCGAAUGACACAGCCAGCUUACCCGGUCAAAGAAGACUGAACCACGCUAUUCAAUCAUCCCUCUGGCGCAUCGCACAAACAAAGCUUCGUGGGAUCAAAAAUACCAUGAAGGCGACUUCUUUCUUUGAUAUUUCUGGAUCGACGUCGCUGAAUGCAACUGCCGACGCGGGGUUCAAUAUGCUCCUUGAACACGAGAUUUAUUCUAAUGAUGAAUUACUUGAUUCCACUACUUAUAACGACCUCAGUCAAUCAACCUAUUACUCAGGAGAAGCCACCAUUUGGCCUGAUGACUGGAUGAAUGAAGAUUAUGAUGGGAUUAGCGACGCUGCAAGUUACUUUGAAUACAUUUCCGACUCGGAUCCGACGAUGGUGGACAGUCUCUUCUCGCAUUGCGAAAUUCCACAGUCCCCAUGUAGUUCUUCCGCCAGUGGCAUGUUACUUUACGACGAUGAUGAUGAUGAUGAUGCCAAGGAUGGAUUUGUUUUUCUUUUUGAUUUCUAG